Messenger RNA from Cylicocyclus nassatus, 1093 nucleotides. The record is from the annotation of a GenBank genome assembly. Lineage: Eukaryota; Metazoa; Nematoda; Chromadorea; Rhabditida; Strongylidae.
UUUAGACAACUGGUAUACUGUACAAUUGCAAGUCAUUUGAACGAUGGUGUCUCCAAGAGCCCUUGCUGGCGUGUCAUUUAUCAUUCGUCUAUUUAUUUUGUGUCUGGCGAUAGUGGCAAUGAUUCUAAUCCUCGUUGCCCCCGGCGCAUGCUUUUCUCGGUAUCUCAAUGGUCAACCGAUAAGCAGAGAGAUAUGCCCAGGUCAAAACAGUAUCUUCCCGAUGAACGCUGAUCGAUGGAGCAAUGCAUUGCAUUUCCAAGGAAGAGGAGAAAACGUUUAUGGACAAGUGGCUCUGAUCGUCAUCACACUUUUUCUCGCAUUAGUUACUGUAGGGAUGAGCUGUGUGCACUUGGCCAUCGGUCACAACCUGACAUACGCGCAAUUAUUCACGUCUGGGCUAGCUUUGAUAGCAUUUCUCGUCUGUGGAGGGGUGGAGACAUGGUACGCAACAGGAUUCGAUCACAUGUCAUUCUUCAUCAUGGCUAUUGGUAAUGGUGUGGUCUCUGGCUGCGCUGGAUUACCUGGCUGUCAAAUUCAAUUCGUCGUCAAGGGCUGGGCCGUUGCUGCGGCAUUUUACUUUUUGGGCGGAUUGCUCUACCUGAUCGAUAUGGGAUUAGUGUUUGCUAAGAAAGACAAAUUUGUUGCUGACACCUACCCUGUCUCACGACCACAGCACUAUUAACUAAAAUACGACCUGUCACACAGGAUGUCGUCAUGACCGGCACGCGACGAUUGGUGCUUGGUCGAUAACGUGUGUGUCUGAAAGCGAUCCUCUAUCCUUAUGAUCUACAACUUACUUUAUACAUUUCCUUUUCCAUAACAUUGUUUAGCUUGUGUUCUUGAAGCAUGAGCAACUCGACGUUAUUCUGCUUUAGCUGCUUAGUGCUGUGGUUGCUUAGCAUCAUUUCUCUUUAUUUUGGUAGCCCAUAGUUUUAUAUUUGCUAUUUUUGCAAACGUCGUAUUCGAGACGCAAGACACAGGGCCUUUCCCGGAUGAAUUUAAAUCGCUCAACCUCCGCAUUAUUAUUGUGUACACAUUUGUAUGUUGUUUGAAAUUGCAGUACUGAUUUAUGGUACAAUAAAGUUUAUUCGCA